ACCAGACCUGUCCAGGACCCCAGCACCAGACCUGUCCAGAGCCCCAGCACCAGACCUGUCCAGAGCCCCACCACCAGACCUGUCCAGAGCCCUGGCCCGUGUUCUGAGUGCUACAGAGAGUAGUGAGAAUCAGACUGAUCCUGGAGAUGGGCCUGCAGCUGAAGGCGACACAAGAUCUGCAGGGUCCCCCCAGGCUAGCCCCAGAUCUCCCCAGGGCCCGGAGCUCCUGGUGGGGUUUUCUUCGGGGCCUGGAGUGGUGGGGUCCGGCUGCGGUCUUGGAGAGGAGCGGUACUUCAGUGUGAUGUGGUGCAAGGCCAGUAAGAAGAAGCACAAGCGCUGGGAGGGUGAUGCCGUGCUGGUGACCAGAGGACGGAGCGCCACGCUCAAGGACAUGGAGGGAAAAGACUUCGGCAAAGGUAGUGGAUACAAGGUGUCGGAGCUGGUCUCUCUGUGUGAGGGGGAGAGUCUGAUGGUGGGGGGGAAGGAGGUGGAGAUCAUGGGGGUGAUUUCAGACGAGGAUUUCGCCAGAGGGCGCUGUUUCCAUGACGUCCAAAUCGACAAAGAGGAGCCACAAUCAGCCCCGCCCCCUUCUCGAAGACCCGCCUCCAAGCCGUUCUGUCGACCGACGCUAUUGGGUGCAGCGCAGAUGGGAGGGGCCAGGCAGCCACAGGGGGAGCACACCUGCAGGCCUCGUCACGACCCACUAGCUCCAGGUGCUCUAGUGAUGCCGCGACCCUCAGCCAAUCACCAGUGGGCGUGUAACAAGGCGGGCCUCCCGGUGGUGGACGUGGUGGUCGACCCUCACCUGACCUCUCACCUGCGCCCCCACCAGAGAGAGGGGCUGCUGUUCCUGUAUGAGUGUGUCCUGGGGAUGAGGGCUGCGGGGCGCUGCGGGGCGAUCCUGGCUGAUGAGAUGGGGCUGGGGAAGACACUGCAGGGUGUGGCCCUAGCCUGGACGCUGCUGAGGCAGGGGCCCUACGGCGGGAGGCCCCUGGCUAAGCGGGUGCUAGUGGUUGCCCCCGGCAGCCUGGUCCAGAACUGGGGGGCGGAGUUUAACAAGUGGCUGGGCCGUGAGAGGAUCAGUGUGUUCCCUGUGGACCAGGACCACAGGGUGGAGCAGUAUGUAGCGUCUCCUCUACACAGUGUUCUGGUCAUCAGCUAUGAGAUGCUGCUGCGCUCUGUGGAGCAGGUCCAGAAGCUGGACUUUGGGCUGGUGAUCUGUGACGAGGGCCACAGGCUGAAGAACAGCAGCAUCAAGACGUCUUCAGCUCUCAGUGGCCUCAGCUGUUCACGCAGAGUUAUACUGACAGGCACCCCUGUGCAGAACGACCUGCAGGAGUUCUACUCCAUCAUAGAGUUUGUGAACCCGGGGGUCCUGGGGUCUGCUGCUGCGUACAGGAAGCUGUACGAGGAGCCGCUGGUGCGCUCCAGACAGCCCUCCUGUACAGAGGAGGAGAGGGUGUUGGGAGAGGAGCGGGCGUGCGAGCUCUCGCGUCGGACUAGCUUGUUCAUUCUGAGGCGGACCCAGGAGAUCAUCAACCGCUACCUGCCCCCGCGAUCGGAUUGGACGUUGUUCUGUGGCCCCGCCCCCCUACAGAGGGAGCUGUACCAGACGCUCUCCCAGCGCGUGUUCCGCACCUGCCUGCAGGGGGCGAUGAGCACCACACACCUGGCCUGCAUCACCGCCCUGAAGAAGCUCUGCAACCACCCAGGACUGCUGUACUCCACUGUAAAGGACAGGACAGAAGGUGGUUCGGUGGAGAGCUCUCUGUACGAGGGGCUGCUGAAUGCCUUCCCAGAGAACUUCUCCUCAGGAGGUUUCAGGACUGCUGACUCAGGGAAGCUGCUAGUGCUGUCAGACCUGCUGGCUGCAGUCAGAUCCCUCAGCCCUUCAGACAGGGUUGUCCUGGUCUCUAACUACACACAGACUCUGGAUAUUCUCCAGGACCUGUGUGUCCACCUGAGCUACACCUUCUGCCGUCUAGACGGACACACUCCCACCAUGCAGAGACAGCGCCUGGUCGACAGCUUCAACAGCCCCCACUCCAAGACCUUUGUCUUCCUGUUGAGCUCCAAAGCAGGGGGGUUGGGGCUGAACCUGGUGGGUGCCUCCCAUCUGGUCCUGUAUGACAUCGACUGGAACCCUGCUAACGACAUCCAGGCUAUGGCCCGCGUGUGGAGAGAUGGUCAGAAAAAGACUGUGCAUACCUAUCGUCUGCUCACUGCUGGCACCAUUGAGGAGCGUAUCUUCCAGAGGCAGGUGUCCAAGCAGGGCCUCUCUGGGACUGUGGUGGACCUGGGAAAAGGGGCGGAGCACACCAGCUUCUCCUCCAAUGAGCUUCGAGAUCUUUUCAGUUUUACGGACACGCCCUCUCUCACUCACGAGCUGCUGGACUGCAGAUGUAGUAUGGACGGCUCGUCCCACGUCCCGGAGGAGGAGGAGGAGGAGGAGCCGGGAAGAGACAGGCCUUGCCAACUGGGUCGUCAAGGUGACCGUGGGGGCGUGGGCCAGAAGCAUCUGAGCAUGUCUGAGCUGAUGCAGUGGAGACACUUCUCUGGAGCCACACACACCUUCACAGAUCCCUACCUGGAGCAGGCUCGCAACCACAUCUCCUUCGCCUUCCAGUCUACUGUCUCUCACACACCUCACUGAUACACACAUACACUCACGUCACUGCACCCAACCACACACACACAGAGAUGUCAAGUAACAAACACCUUAUGAGAAAAUGUUAUGGUUGACAUGAAUGAUAUUGUAUGUAUAAAGCAUUGACUUCAGAUGUUCCACCAGAGGACUGUGACUGGAACCUGACAACUGAAACACCUGUCCUUCACUCCUCAGGGGACCUGAGGCACACCCCACACGCUGGGUUUUACUGAUGUGUGUUUGAUCAACAGUAGGCUAUCAUUUGUGUCUACAUUUUUCAUAAUAAAAUGAGGA
Messenger RNA from Hypomesus transpacificus, 2941 nucleotides. RefSeq names its product RAD54 homolog B (gene rad54b). The transcript is spliced from 14 exons. Gene Ontology annotation, cellular component: nucleus. The coding region runs from base 302 to 2653 and encodes 783 amino acids. Gene Ontology annotation, molecular function: DNA translocase activity; ATP binding; ATP-dependent chromatin remodeler activity. The record is from RefSeq and is a predicted model, not a curated record. Gene Ontology annotation, biological process: reciprocal meiotic recombination; double-strand break repair via homologous recombination. NCBI's taxonomy places the organism in Eukaryota, Metazoa, Chordata, Actinopteri, Osmeriformes, Osmeridae.